This is a messenger RNA of Haliotis rufescens (red abalone), 772 nucleotides long. Its product is annotated as protein quiver-like. The transcript has 3 exons. Gene Ontology annotation, biological process: sleep; positive regulation of voltage-gated potassium channel activity; regulation of synaptic transmission, cholinergic. The coding region runs from base 60 to 446 and encodes 128 amino acids. The record is from RefSeq and is a predicted model, not a curated record. Lineage: Eukaryota; Metazoa; Mollusca; Gastropoda; Lepetellida; Haliotidae.
UGGAGAAUGUGGACACAACCACACCACGGGGAACUGACAUACUGACAGAGAUACCAAUCAUGGCUGUACCACAAGUGUUUAUUUUGGCUGUAUUGGGUCUCCUUUGCUUACACCAAGGAGAAGCCAUUCAGUGUUAUGCUUGUUCAAGUAUGCAUGACUUCCGGUGCGCUGAUGACUUCCGUGUGACGCGAGCGGCCGCACAGCAAUGUACCGGAAGUUGCGUCAAGUACCGUGGUGUGCGUCCAACUCACGUUGGCGAGAUGGUAGAGAUCACACGAGGAUGUAUGCCACAACAGUCGUCCGUGGAGUGCCGCGACACACAACACAACGGCCUUGACGUCUACGGCUGCACGUGCAACACCGACUACUGUAACAACAGUCUGCGCAUGUCUGCGUCUAUAUCUGGUGUUUUUGUCACCGCUCUCCUUGCCCUUCUUCACAUAUAAAUUCAAAUAAUUGCUUCUGCCCUGAUUGUGUAUAGUUAUCAACUAUUGUAAAAUUGUGUAUAUACGUUGUGUGCUCGGAACGUAAUUCCAUGUGUAUCUAAAGGUAUAGAAAGUUGUAAAUAUAACACCUUUUGUACAUACAUUGCAGAAUAGACCUUGGCGCAUUUUGUAUUUUAUGAAAAUACGACACGUACUGUGGAAAAAUACAUAUUUCACAGUAAUUUCAUUUAUAUUUGUUGGAUAAUGUUUUUGUUUUGUCAGUUUAUUUCUUUUUUUAAUCUUCUGUAAAUCCCAGUUUGUCUGUGAUAAUAAAUUCCUGUACUUUC